AUGAUUGUGUACCAACCCGGUUCUUGGGGUGUUGGAUUUGCCUUGCGACUCCACGGAUCUGUAUUUCCACGCGCAUUUGCACCUGCUGGGAUAUGUGCUGCGUUUGCAAUGUUGCUGCACUGGCUGCUGCGCCUGGAUUCUGCAACUCUCGAAGUAAUCGGCACUGGGGCACCAGAACAAAAUGUCUUCGACGGAUUUACCUUUGUGCUUGGAUUUCUGAUAGUAUUCCGGUCUCAGCAAGCAUAUUCCAGAUGGUGGGAGGGAGGCACUUUGCUUCAGCAGUUGCGGGGUGAAUGGUUCAACUCAUACAGUUGCUUAAUCGCCUUCUGCAACGGUGCGCCCGAAAAGAAGGAGGAGGUGAAGGCCUUUCAGCACCAGCUGGUUCGCUUGUAUAGCUUAUUGUAUGGUUGCGCCUUACAACAAGUUGCGACCAUGGAUGAGAAGACGUUCGACCUCUUCGGCUUAGAUGGUUUCGAGGCUAGCAGCAUGGCCUUCUUGCAGGAAAGCCAUGAUCGUUGCGAAAUUACUCUUCAGUGGAUCCAGCGCCUGAUCGUUGAGAGUGAUGCAAAGCAAGUGCUGAAGAUUGCUCCGCCGAUCUUGUCCCGCGUCUUCAAUGAGCUGGGAAAUGGUAUUGUCAACCUGAACAAUGCGCGGAAGAUCACAGAUUUUCCCAUCCCGUUCCACUUGGCGCAGAUGAUUACCAUCAUGCUCAUUGUGCACUCGCUCAUACUCCCUCUAAUCUCCGCAGCUACCGUUGACAACAUGUCAUCAGCUGCGGGGAUUACCUUCUUCGUGAGUUUUGCUUACUGGUGCGUCCAUUUUAUCACAAUAGAGCUGGAGUGGCCUUUUGGAGAUGACCCAAAUGAUCUUCCGCUGCAAGACAUGCAAACGGACUUCAAUAUGAGCCUCUCGUGCUUGAUUGACAACAGGGCGCAGGAGGUGCCGAAGUUCAGCUUUGAGCCACAGAAGCACCUCUUGCUGAAGACCAAGAGCAUCAACUUCGAUCGAAAUCUCUCCGUCGGGGGGGGUCCUUGCCGACAGCGCAUGUCGAGGUUCAAAGAGGCCCAGGCUGUGAAGAAAGAGAAACGACCCGACACCGAGAAGAGCGAUUUGCGGAACGACGAGUGCACGGAGAUUCCAAUCCAAGGCUGCGACGAUGGACAGCAGGAGCAGGACAACCCAUAG
Symbiodinium sp. CCMP2592 is the source of this 1185-nucleotide messenger RNA. The record is from the annotation of a GenBank genome assembly. Lineage: Eukaryota; Dinophyceae; Suessiales; Symbiodiniaceae.